AUGUGGAUCUCUCUUUCUGCCACUCUUUCCUGGGUAUAUAUCCUUUCCUAUUUUGUCCUCAUCCUAUCCAGUUCCCACGCCCACUGGGACCAUGCUGCCCAUCAUCAAGCGUUUAUCUCCCCUCGGGGAGAGGCGGCUGUUUUGCCCCCAAAUGUGGCGGCGCACAACGCGACCUCAAGCCAGAUUGCAACCGCCCAUCAGAUAGUCAGAGAGGCCGUUGCGGAAAUGACCAAGCGGAAUCAAGCCCGUCUUGCCCACCCGUCACGUAACAACUACUCUAUGAAGCCAGGGACAAAGCUAGGUAAGCAUGACAACAUGGCUGCACCGCCGCCUCUACUCAAUAUCACCAACCAGAUUGCCCGCGCGGCAGCGCUAGUAGCCAAGCUCAAAGCAGGUGGCUUAGCUGUAGAAACUACACCAAGUUAUACCAGAGGGCGGGAACAUUCUGGAUGGAGGGGAUUGAGCAAAAGGGUGCCAUCCUGGCUGAUCCCACAGGUCAAAGAUGGAGACGGGCCCGAUGGCAAUGCGCUGGAGUGGUAUAUCAACACUGCGCGGUUUUAUAGCCAGAUUCGCAAUUUGAAGAUUGAUAUCACAGCAAGCAAUCCAGGUGCCUAUAUGGUUGCACUCCACUAUCAGGUGGCCCAGGCGACAACAAUUAAGAAUGUUAAGAUCAUCACAGAUUCUGCCAUGAGCCGGCUGACUAUUUUACCUGACAGACUCAGCAAGGCAUGUACGCAGAGAAUGGUAGCAGGGCGUCAUGUUAGACAUCACUUUCACCAGCAGCAACUUCAGGAUUUGUCACAAUCUUUGCUGAUUCAACAAACAGACUAUGACCAAGAACCCUCUCUCCUGGGACCAUCUGUCGCGGGACUCGAUGUGGCUCCUUACUUUGAACGUCCCAGGAACCAGUACGCUGACAAAACCGCAGUAGACUUUGUUCAUCUCAAGGAUGAAGGUGCUGCUGGCGACGGCUCGACGGACGACACGGACGCUGUUCAGAAUGCCUUCAAUAAAUAUGGCGAUGGCAGCAAGAUCAUCUUGGUAGAUGCCGGCACCUACAUCAUCAAACGCACCGUUACUGUUCCCAAGAAUGUGAAGAUCAUCGAUGAGACCUGGUCGCAGUUUGCAGCAUCAGGAGGUUACUUUGGCGAUGCCAGCAAGCCCGCGGUCAUGCUCAGGGUCGGCAACGAGGGGGAGGUCGGCAAUGUCGAGCUACAAGAUCUCAUCUUGACAAGCAAAGGUCCGACCCCGGGAGUUAUCCUGAUGGAGUGGAACGUCGCCGCAGAAAGCGCAGGCUCGGCCGCGCUGUGGGAUGUCCACCGGGCUUCGGGCUAUUUUGACAACAUGUGGCUUUGGGUGGCAGACCACAUGAUUGACGAUCCGUUGCUCGAUGACCCAUUGAACAACAUGGAACAGCUCUCCGUGUACAGUGCACGGGGCAUGCUGAUCGAAAGCCAAAAGGCCACAUGGCUCGUCUUCUACCAGUACAACUUCAAUGGCGCCCAAAACAUCUUCACCACGUUCUUGCAGACCGAAUCACCUUACUACCAGCCGACGCCGAAGCCCCCUGCACCAUUCGACCAGGUGGUCGGCACCUUUGACAGCGAUCCCAAGUACGGCUGCGAUGGCAGCGAUGCGGACGGCUGCGAUGCCUCGUGGGCUGUCAUCAUGAAAAACUGCCAAAAUGUCCAUAUCGGGUCUGCGGGCACGUACUCUUGGUUCCGCACGUACACGCAAGACUGCAUCGACGUCCACGGUUGCCAGAAGGCGCUGUGGCUUCUCGGCAGCAACUACGAUAACAAUCGAUUACAACAUGUGAUUGGGACCGGCGCGAAGAAUAUCAUCGUCUCUCCGGACGGGACCACAAUCACAUCUGCAGCAAACCUCGCGGUCUCGAGCCACCCGAGUUGGGCGCACAUCUCACUGUAUGAGCUGCCAUCCAUUGGCGCGGCGCCCAAGCCUGGCGACGGGGGAGAUGACCAGUGUUCAAAUGCGGCCCGUCAAUAUAGCAGUGAAUACGUGCCACCCGGGGAGAUUGAGCUAUGGUCAAACGAUGGUACCGUGCUAAAUCAUGCCGACGACACAGACGUUCUCGACCUGGCAGUUUGGCGACGUGCCCUCGGGCGGGCGUUGAAGAACAACGUCACGUACGAUCUGGGCCUCAAGGUGGGCAGCUUCGUCGACACCAACGGCUACGAGCGCCGCGUGGUCUUUGACCUCGGCGGCAUGGGCCUGGGCUGGCGCGAGCUCGGAUUCCCUGGUGAGCGGGUCAGCGUGGCACUGGUCAUCAGCGGCAGUGAGGAGUACGGCUAUGUCACCUCGCUGCAACUCAACAACGCCGACUGGAUGAACCGCAUGUAUGCGAUCAUCAAGGAUCGCGAACUGCGUCACGUCGUCGUCCCUG
Molecule: messenger RNA, 2404 nt
Organism: Aspergillus novofumigatus IBT 16806
Lineage: Eukaryota; Fungi; Ascomycota; Eurotiomycetes; Eurotiales; Aspergillaceae
Product: pectin lyase-like protein
Exons: 10
Molecular function (GO): polygalacturonase activity
Source: RefSeq, a predicted model, not a curated record